CUCGCCUUGCUGCCCGGAGCCUCCCGAUGGGCCUGUGGCCGGGAGCGCAGGGCGGGCAUGGAGCGGAGAAGCCGGGGCCUCCUGCUGCUGGCGCUGACGGCGGUGGGGCUGGUGCUGCGUGCGGCGAGGGCGCAGUACGAGAAGUACAGCUUCCGCGGCUUCCCCGAAGCGGAGCUGAUGCCGCUGCAGAGCGCCUACUCCUACGCCCUGGAGCAGUACGAAGGCGAGAACUGGAAGGAGAGCGCCCGCUACCUGGAGGCCAGCCUCCGCCUCCACCGCCUGCUCCGCGACAGCGAGGCCCACUGCCACAAGGAAUGCGCCCCCGCCCGAGUAGCAGAAGGGGAAGGAGCAGGAGAAGGCGCAGCCGGGUCGGAGGAGGAGGAGGAGGAGGCCGGCGCUGAGCUGGACGCCGAGUGGCUGCGGGAGAUGGAGCUCUUCGGGCGGCUCCUCCGGCGCGCCUCCUGCCUCCGCGCCUGCAAGCGGGGCCUGCCCGCCUUCCAGCUCAGCUCCCCGCCGCCGGAGACCCUGAAGGACUUUCAGCGCCGAGCCCCCUACCAGUACCUCCACUACGCGCUCUUCAAGGCAAAUAAAAUUGAAAAAGCCGUAUCGGCUGCUCACACAUUCCUGCAGAAGAAUCCGAAGCAUGAGAUGACCCAAAAGUACCUGAAUUAUUACAAGACCAUGGUGGAUGUGGACGAGUACCUUAUAGACUUGGAAGCACAACCCUAUGAGACAGUUUUUGUCAGAUCAGUGAAACUUUAUAACAGUGGCGAUUUCCGCAGCAGCAUUGCCGACAUGGAGCAUGCACUCUCCGAAUACUACAAGGCCUAUGAGAAUUGCCUGGCUGGCUGCGAAGGCAGCUACGAACUCCGUGAAUUUAAGGACUUCUAUCCAGCCAUUGCAGAUCAUUUUGUUGAGGUCCUGCAGUGCAAAGUGGAUUGCGAGGCCGAUCUGAUACCAAAUGUAGGCGGCUACUUUGUGGAGAAGUUUGUGGCCACCAUGUAUCAUUACCUUCAAUUUGCAUAUUACAAAUUGAACGAUAUCAAAAACGCAGUGCGAAGUGUAGCCAGCUACAUGCUUUUUGACCCUGGGGAUGAGGUCAUGCAACAGAACCUGGUCUAUUACCGCUUCUACCGUGAGCGUUGGCAUUUGGAAGAAGAUGACUUCAACCCACGGCCGGAAGCUUUGCGCUACCACAAUCAGACAUCUGCACAGAAGAAGCUCUUGGAAUUUGCCAAGCAGUAUCUGCAACCAGAUGAUGAGGGAGAAGUGGAGGAUGGCACAGAGACAACUAACGUAUCCUUGCCAACAGAUGCUGAAUUUGAGGGUAUUGGUGACUAUGAAGAAGGGUUCUUAUCUGACUGGUGGCAGGAGCCAAAAUUAAAAGGCGACAAAGCUGACCAAGAGAGGCUCGAGUGAAGGGGUACGAUCCCCACAAUCAUCUCCGGACGAGAGGGCAUCUUAAUUCUUUGCACCCACAAAGAUUGAAGCAAGCUGGAACUGGCAGGUGUUUCCACAAUGCAUAGUUCAACACAUUUUGUAGCUCGGGACUCCUUGCCCUUCUGGUGCUUUUAGUUUUGCCCACCAAGGUUUGAGACGUUCCACUUUCAACACCUGCCAUGUAGGAUUUUUAAUUUCUCCCCAGAUUGGAGAGGCUGGGCAUGAGUACCUCUGAGCCAACUCACGGUUCUUUCUUUUCUCUCUCACUCUCCUGUGGUGCUUCAUUUCUAGAAGAGUGCAAUGAACAGGCUUGAAAUCAAACCUUCACGAACGGGUCUGGUACAAGAGAAACAAAGUGCUUACUUCUGGUUUUACCUGAUCUCUGUUAUUGUUACCUCAAUACAUCCUAGAGUUUAGUGGUUUACACAGUUAACAACCCACCUAUUCCCGUAUAUAAUAUACACAUACAGUGCAUGCAUUCCCCUAGAACAAAUUUAGGUCCUUAUCUAUUUCCAUAGCAGAAAAAGGUUGGCAGAUGUUGAGCUUGGUGGAUCUACUCUGCUUUUUUUUUUUUUAAGAACUUUGAGAUCCACCAACUGGAGCCAUAUGCAGUUUAAUGCCAUGGGGUGCUGGCUUUUGUAGACUAAGGACCAGGAUGUCCUUAAGCAGUUGUUGUCAGUUCAACAAUUUCCUUUCACACAUGUAAAAUUAUUUCUGAUGUAUUCCAUUUCACCAGACCAGCUUUCUUUGUUUUUAAGUAGCGGGUGCAUCUACACCAGUGGCUUCCAACCUGUGGUCCAUGAACCAUCAGUGGUCCCCAAGAACUAAAAUAUGGUCCAUGCCCUCACUGUUACUAUACCAUUGCAACGAGAGUGACUGGUCUCACAAAACCCUCUUAUAGUCCUGGGGAAAUGUAGGGAGGGGAGAGGCUGACUACCCAUGGAAGGCGUGAUGACAAGCCCUCCUAUCUGCUGUUUCGUCUCCCUUCGCGAGCGGAGCCGUUCCAUGUGGUGCCUGGAAACACCUUGGUGUCUUCAUUUUUAGGCUUGUUCCUGAUGUUAUUUGGGUUGCUCAGUCAGAAAAUUGCAUUGAAUAGACUACAUCAGCUCUAGACUACCAAAUAUGGUUUUCUGUGAGUGAGCAGAUGGCGACUACUGGACGGCAUAUGUUCUGUAUCAGAAACCAGAACUGAUGUGGUCUAU
This is a messenger RNA of Anolis sagrei ordinatus, 2642 nucleotides long. It is a transcript of the gene P3H4, whose product is annotated as prolyl 3-hydroxylase family member 4 (inactive). Gene Ontology annotation, cellular component: endoplasmic reticulum. Gene Ontology annotation, molecular function: collagen binding; protein binding. The record is from RefSeq and is a predicted model, not a curated record. Lineage: Eukaryota; Metazoa; Chordata; Lepidosauria; Squamata; Anolidae. Gene Ontology annotation, biological process: peptidyl-lysine hydroxylation; collagen fibril organization.